Messenger RNA from Dreissena polymorpha, 555 nucleotides. RefSeq lists its product as uncharacterized. The transcript has 2 exons. The coding region runs from base 1 to 555 and encodes 184 amino acids. NCBI's taxonomy places the organism in Eukaryota, Metazoa, Mollusca, Bivalvia, Myida, Dreissenidae. The record is from RefSeq and is a predicted model, not a curated record.
AUGAUCGAGGCACUCAAGUCAAACGAACAACUUCUCUUCGACCCAUACUGCAAACCUAAGCGGCGAGUGUUCCGGGGCAAGGGGGACACCAUAGCAAUUAAACUUGCUAAUGACAUACACAUUCUAAUCGGUGUGAUGGAGGUUGAAAACUAUUCAACCAUUAAGGGCAUGAUGGGCUGUUCUACCAGAUCCAUGUCGGUAUCCAACGUCACACAGAUGUCGACUCCAAAGUCCAUACCUGAAUCAAAUAUAAGUACUGUGUUACACUGCAAGUGUGCCCUGGAACUUAAAAGACUCAUAUACACCAUCAUGUUUGAUGCCAAUUGUCUCAUUAGAGACAUUGUACCGCGAUGGUCUGGUGCUGUCAAUGAUGCCAAAAUCCUAAGCCAAAGUGGCCCACAUCAAAUCAUUGAGCAAAACCUUGUGCAUGACCAGCCUCAAUAUCUCAUUGGAGAUUCAGGUUAUCCUUGCAAGAGACUGCUUUUGACUCCAUUCAUGAAUCCGGCUGAUGAGCACCAGCUGAUUUAUAACCGGUUAGAUAAAAUGCAUUUGUAA